GGAAGUAGUUUAAAGUAGUUUUAGCUGGAUAAACAUGAAGACAGCAGUGUGUAAAUGGCUUUUAUUAAUGACUCUUCGUUUAUUCACAGGUGCUGCUGGUCCGUUGACAGAGAGAACAAAUGUACUUUUCAUCAUGGCUGAUGACUUGAGGACAUCACUGGGCUGCUAUGGUGACCCGUUAGUAAAGUCCCCCAACAUCGACCAGCUGGCCUCCAGAAGCCAGGUGUUUCUGGAGGCCCACGUCCAGCAAGCCGUGUGCGCUCCCAGUCGCACGUCCAUGUUGACCAGUCGCAGACCGGACACCACCCGGCUGUAUGACUUCAACUCCUACUGGAGGGUCCACUCGGGGAACUACACAACCCUGCCCCAGUACUUUAAGUCCAGAGGCUACACCACCAUGUCAGUGGGCAAGGUGUUCCAUCCAGGAAUCGCCUCUAAUCACACUGAUGACUUCCCCUACAGCUGGUCCAUCCCAGCUUUCCAUCCAGCUUCAUUUCUGUUUGAGAAUAAAAAGGAGUACCUGAGCUUGUAUCCUCUGGAGGACAUGUCUCUGGCCCCUGACCCAGAUGUCCCCAAGCUCCUUCCACCUGUGGCCUACAACCCCUGGACAGAUGUGAGGAGAAGAGACGAUGUCCAGAAGCUCAACGUUAGCUUUCCCUACGGACCGAUUCCUGAAGCCUUCCAGCUGAGGGUCCGUCAGCACUACUACGCUGCAGUGUCCUACAUGGACGCUCAGGUCGGGAGGCUCCUCAGUGCUCUGGAUGAGCUCAGGCUGACCAACAGCACCAUGGUGGUCUUCACCUCUGAUCACGGUGAACAUAACUGAUAUUCAUGCCGGAGAGCUGUACAUGAUGGAGGACGACCCGGGCCAGGACUCCAACAUCUACUCAGACUUUGAUCAAAACCGAGUGAUGAGGAAGAUGGACAAUCUCUCUCAGAAUGUGAGUCUGCAGGUGAGGAUGAAGCUGCAGCUCCUCUACCUCACCGCAGGAAUGAAGACGAGGCCAGAACCAAGAAUGACCAAUGUGGACAGACGGAGAUUUUACAAACAGAAUACAGAUAAAUAAAAAGACAUAACAAUCAUAAUGUUAAGAAAGUUCUCUGUAUGAUCCAGUAUGUUGGAUUAUUUGAACAUGGAUCUUAUAGAUUGAGUUUGUAUUAAAUGUAUUGUUGAAUACCAAAUAAAAAGGAUUUUUGCCAA
Molecule: messenger RNA, 1201 nt
Organism: Austrofundulus limnaeus
Lineage: Eukaryota; Metazoa; Chordata; Actinopteri; Cyprinodontiformes; Rivulidae
Gene: ids
Product: iduronate 2-sulfatase
Cellular component (GO): cytoplasm
Molecular function (GO): iduronate-2-sulfatase activity
Source: RefSeq, a predicted model, not a curated record